Molecule: messenger RNA, 1199 nt
Organism: Spirodela intermedia
Lineage: Eukaryota; Viridiplantae; Streptophyta; Magnoliopsida; Alismatales; Araceae
Source: the annotation of a GenBank genome assembly
AUGGCUGUCGAUCUGAUCGGCUACACGAAGAUGGAGGACCAGAUCGCGAUCCAGGAGGCAGCAGCCGCCGGCAUCCGGAGCAUGGAGCACCUAAUCUUGCAGCUUUCCCACCACGGCCACCGCUCAGGUCCACCGCAACCGCAGCAGCAGCAGGAUCUCGACUGCAGGGAGAUCGCCGAUUUCACCGUCGGCAGGUUCAAGAAGGUUAUCUCUAUUCUGAAUCGUACUGGCCACGCUCGGUUCCGGCGGGGCCCCGCUGCCGAAGAGGCGGCUAUGGCGUCCGCCUCCCAGUCCUAUUCUCCUUCUCCGUCGAAAGUUAAGGCAGCGGUACCGACGCCUCCGCCGUCUCAGUCGCAAGCCCUGACUCUUGACUUCACGAAGCCGACACCGGGGAUGAAGACGACCGGCUUCCUGUGCGGUGAGACAUCGGUCUCCAGCCGCUUUAGCAAGGAUAGCUUUAGCAUCACUCCGUCCAUGUCUUCGGCGAACUCGUCCUUCAUAUCUUCCAUCACUGGCGACGGCAGCAUAUCCAACGGGAAGCAGGGAUCCUCACUGUUGCUUUCCCACGUCGUCGCGGCGUCUCCCUCCGCGGCCAUCUCUGCCGGUAAACCUCCUCUCUCGUCGUCGUCCAGAAAGUGCCACGUCCACGGUCAGCACUCUGAAGGAGCACCUGGCAAAUACUCCCUCUCCGGCGGUCGCUGCCAUUGCUCCAAGAGGAGGUAACCUUCCCUCACCACUCUCUAGCCUCCCCCCACAGAAACCACCGCCUUUGUGCUGCUAUCUUACAUUUCAAACCGAUCCAGGAAAUCCCGGGUGAGGAACACGAUCCGAGUCCCGGCGAUCAGCUCCAAGAUGGCUGACAUCCCUCCGGAUGAGUACUCCUGGAGGAAGUACGGCCAGAAGCCGAUAAAAGGCUCCCCCUAUCCAAGGUACUACCACCACCACCUCGCCGCCAUUCCUCAGGUUCCGCCGCCCUCCCUUCGCCGAAUCUCACCCUCCUUCGUCGUUUCAGAGGCUACUACAAGUGCAGCACCCUGCGGGGCUGCCCCGCGAGGAAGCACGUCGAGAGAGCGCUCGAUGAUCCUUCGAUGCUCAUCGUCACCUACGAAGGCGAGCACCGCCACCACGGCCACAGCCUCGUCGCCAGCGCCGGCGCCGCCGUCGCCUCCCCCGGAAAACUCGUGUCCGAGUCGUCGUAA